AUGUCUGGUUCCGGGACACCUCCAGGACAGCGCCUCUCAAUUCAGAGCCCUUAUUUUUCAGGACUUACAUUUGACACAAAUGAAAACCAGAAUCGAUUCAGCGACCCCGAACUUGAUGUCGGCGACAGCCUUCUUCUCGCUCUCUCAGCCAACCUGCCCCCCAACCUGAAUAUGACUGUUGAUUCAGUGCUCACGCAGUUUGGUAUACUCCCAGAGCACCGCCAGAACCAUGAACUCGUCUCAGACGUUCUCCAAGCCUUGGGCAGCAGCCUAUCGCUGACCCUGGAUGCUAGCCAGCAGCGGAACGCCAUGUGGUUGACACCCGGGACAGCUUUCAGGAGUGAUACAGCGCUUUGUUUUACUCUCAGUCCGUCCGACGACAUCCUCGAACGGUUGAAGAAAGCAGUUUUCACGAUGUUCAACUUUCAGCUUCCGCACAUGAGCCUGAUGAUUUACCUUCAACGUACCUCAUUUGGAACCCAGUUCUCGGACAGUCAUAACAAUUUUAGUUGGAACAUAUCAAGUUCGUACAGCCUCACGUUCAAACUGGCCAUCAAAUCGAGCGCAACUUCGAAUACAGACCUACUCGAUAUCUGGCUGAACUUGACCCUGGCGGGUACGAGCUACUCGAUCACCCAAAGUAGCAACGGAGAUUUCUGGUCCGGUCUGGCGUCGAUUGGUGGUGACAAUCCUGGCCCGUCCGUAAUGCCAGUCUCGAAAGAGAUCCUAUCCGAUUUUGUACCGGUCAAGAUGUCGCUGGGGAAAAACGCACAAGGGCAAAACUGGUGGGGAGUCACUAUUAUCUUGCAAUGGAAGAACGAUCAUGAUGACGGUAGUGCCCCUGUACAGCUGUAUUUGACUUAUGACUCGGAGUCGUCGACCAUCAGUGGCGGCCUCGUAUCCUUAGGAUUCUACGCAUCAGCGCUGGACCGCAAAUUGAACACGUACCAGAUUGGAGAUGAUCUUGAUGCCCCAGAAAACCAACAACCGCCCCCUCAAUUUUGGGAUGUUACGAAGCUUUCCAAGGUUCUCGACUCUUUGCCGAAGGGCCUGCCAACUGCGAUUGCAUUAGCUUCAGUCUCGUAUUCCAACAAUUCUCUAUUCUUCGCGGCUCAAUUGGUCAACCCUUCGCCAUACACACCCGAUAUACCAUUUCCCAUCACAUGGGACUCUCUAGAAGUCGAGAUCAUCAAAUCUGCUUCAACGUUCGAUUGGACAGCCGGGACUUUGUUCACCUUACACCCUCGACCUGAUCUCGACGAGACGCCCUACCCACCUGCGACACUGGUAAUUGACGUGAGUUAUACCGGGGCCCCUAAAACGUGGCAGCUUAGUGGGCAUGUCGAAAACCUUCAAUUUGGGAUUCUUGCUGGCUACUUUCCCGCAGGCUUGGAGAGGCCAAUGCUGGCUGUUCUGGGAAAGCUGGCCAUCAAUUCUCUUGAUGUUGCCUACACCUUUGGCGCAGCCAAUACUCCGUCCAGCAUGUACAUGACAGGCGAUAUUGUGAUAGCUGGCCUAGAAUUGAUAUUCAAUUACCAAUACGCAAGCAGUGCAGAAGAGAACCCGGCAGCCUCCAAAGUCGGCAUCGCCUCGGGCAGGCUCGACAAGUCCGAUUUGCUAGUCGUCAAGCCUGAGGCAAAGGACAAUCCACAUGUGGACUGGAGCUUCGAGGCAUACCUUGGGUCAUCUCAAACUGGCUCCAACAUUGGGUCGAUUGCAGAUUCUAUCGUAGACGGCGCCUCGGGAGUAUUACCCGAUUUCGUCAGCUUCAUCAAAAUUGAUCCACCAGCUCAAGGCAAAAGUGCAGUAUCACUGAAGAUUUCAAAGACAAUCGAUGGUGCUAAAAAGAAAAUUCUUUUCGGCCUUAACAUCACAAUCGGAUUGUUUCAGGUUACAUUUGUCCAAGUUUGUGGAGAUGGACAAGAGGACAAAGCAAAACAGUUGCUGCGAGUCUCGGUGGACACCCUUCCGGGAGUCAAAGACAUACCAAUGGUGGAAGAGCUCACACAGCCUUUCCAGAAGCUCGAAUAUCAUUGGGUUAGGGAUAAAAAUGGUUCGGGUGGCUCUGGAGGAUUCACCGAGGCAGAAUUGCAAGCCAUCAAUACCAAAGUGUUGCCCACUUGGGGUGGCAUCAUGUACAAGUCCACAACCUCUGAACGGAAAGAGGUCGAUGGAAAUGUAGUCGAUCAAACCGGUUCAACAGCCAAAGCUGCGGCUAUUGUCAUGGCUGCUGGGCAUCACUUUGUUGUCGUCGAGAACAAUGUGGCCGUCUUGGAUCACUGUUUCAACAACGCAAAGUCCGGGGAGCAACCCAAGGGACCUGCAAAAGAACCCUCAUCGACCAAAGGAUCAGAAGCAUCGGGAGGGGCCACCGAUUCGUCAGAGAAGGACGAAGACCCUCAGCCUACAAAAGGCACUCUGCAGAAGAAGACCCAGUUUCUUACCAUCAGUGGGCUUGCCCUUCAGUUCAAGAGUGGGUACUUGUGGAUCACUCUUGAUGCAAAUGUUACUCUAGGUCCCAUGAGUGUCAGUCUACUCGGCCUGGGAAUAGGUGUACCCAUGUCGGCAGUCAAGCUCGAUAAGCUGUCCUCCUUGGCACCAGAUGACCUGAAGAAGCUGAUUGCCGGUAUCAAAUCGCAGUUGCAUGGGAUGGCUCUCACUUUCAAUAAGCCUCCAAUUCUGAUCGCCGGUGUUUUCGAUCACGACACCACAGUCGAGAAUGGUCAGACCCGAGAUUACUACCGAGGAGGAUUGGCUAUCACGGUUCCACCAUAUAGGUUCAUGGCCCUUGGCGAGCACUCGGUCGUCACUAAAGGCACGACGAAGUACAAUUCUGUUUUCAUGUAUGGCAGAUUGGAUGGUCCGAUUCUCACAUUGGAAAUUGCCAGCAUCAAGGGGAUACGCGUUGGUUACGGGGUUAACACAAUAAUAAGGCAGCCAGCUGGAGACGAACUCUACAACUUCCCUCUGAUUGCGGACACUGGAGCUAGCACUGCGGGCAACAACCCAGCUCAGAUCCUCAAUGUGCUGCUGACACCGACGGAGCCCCCGCAUCCGCCUUGGAUUGAUGUCAAACAAGACUCCUGGUGGUUUGCUCUAGGCCUGACUCUCGACGCCUGUGAUAUCAUGGACAUCACUGCGAUGGUCAUGGUCUCUUUCAAAGAUCCCGCAGUUGUCUUCAACUUCCUUGGCGACGCUGUCGUUCAGCUACCUUCGAAGGAUGGUCCCCCUGAGGAAUCCUUGCUCUAUGUCCAGAUGAACAUCGUGGCAGAGAUGAACGUGGUGUGGCAAGUAAACCAGAUACAAGGUGUUCCCUUACCCGUACCCGUCCCUACAGGUUUCUUCAGAGUCGAAGCAGCCCUCGCUCCAACUUCUUUCGUCCUUGUUCCUUUCUGUCAUUUAUCCGGCGGAUACGCAGCGCGCUUCUGGUUCGGUAUUCCCAAUGUCACAGACCAUGUCGGGGAUUUCGUAUUUUCUAUGGGUGGUUAUCAUCCGAUAUUCCAGGUGCCUACCUGGUAUCCGACGGUUCAGAGGCUCGGUAUAUCUAUGACAGUCGGGGACUGCAUAAACAUUACCGGAGAGGCGUACUUCGCCAUAACCCCCAAGGUCGCCAUGUUAGGGGCGAUGCUUCAUGCGUCAUUAGAUGUCGGCCCUGUCAGCGCCUAUUUUGAUGCCUUAUUCGACGCCAUGAUCAAUUUCUACCCCGUUCACUACCGUGCAGAUAUAAGCAUCUCAGUGGGUGUGAAGUUCCAAUUGGACUUCCUCUUCGUGCACAUACAUGUGUCAUGUCAUGUGGGAGCUGGCCUUCAUAUUGAAGGUCCCGACUUCGGCGGAAAAGCGCACGUGGAUUUCUAUCUCUUUGGCUUCGAUAUUUAUUUUGGCAAGCAGAACGACAUACCAAAGCCACUCUCGCUUGCAGACUUCUACCUUGUCGUACACAAGCCAGACCGCACUGGACCAAACCUAUCUAGCCAGAGUAUUAGUCGCCAGAUCGAUCCAGAGAUGUGCAAUUUGGUCUUUGCGCUAGAAGAUGGUGCAUUCAUUAUACCUGUUCAUGACCUACCAAAGCCCACUCCAAGUACGGCCGAUCCACCAGCCCCGAACACAGGCGCAAGCUCGGUCUGGAAUGUCAAAGGUGGCACUUUCCAGUUUCGCGUCUCGACGGAAAUCCCCAUUUCUCAGGCUUUCGUUUUGACUCCGAGUCCCCCAGAUCCCGCAUUACCUAUGGUCACAGAAGGCACUCCCAAUGCGAGAGUGGUGAGUACACCUGCUUCAGACCCUCUAAACAUGCCUCCAACCCCCAAACCAAAGGCAGCAGAACCUUCCAGGCUCCCAGUAGAGCCGAUAAUCCCGUUAAAUCCAGUCUACGCCAAACCAAUGCAACUCUACACUGGGCCUUCGAAGACCCAAGCGGCCAAAUCCUACUCCCUUACGUCUGAGCUUACCUUCUGCAUCAAAGACGCCCGUGGUAAGUUAGUCGACAACCUACAAAUCUCCUACAUCCGCAAAUCAAUGCCCACUUCCAUCUGGGGUGCAUAUAAUCCGCUUAAAGAUCCAAACCUGGUGUCUGCUGAAGAUGCCACGGACGGACUAGACAACACAGUCGACCUGGCAAUGGCAGUGAGCAUUCACUCUCCUCCGCCGAUGUUGAGCAAGAGCCCAAUCCCGGCAUUCAACGCAACAGCAGCGAGCCGAUUGCAGAUUCCGCGCACGACUGUGACGGAGCCAGAUGGAGCAACUGUCGGUCUGCCUUGGCAGAUCCCGACCCCGGACCCGGUGCAGAGCGAGGGUUUGCCGACCGAGGAUUUGGAGGCGGACAAGCCGGCUGUGAAGCGAUGGGCGGACGUGCAAGAUACGUGGAAUGGUUCAUAUAAGAGUAAUCUUGUGGGAGAUGGAACGGACGAGGGAAUACUGGCAAUUUUCGCGAACCAACUCGGCUGGGAUCAGGCUGAUGUCGGGCCUGUUGCUUCUACGCCUACCGCGUCGUCUGUAGGACAACGGAAGCCCUGGCAACUUGUUGGCGGAGUACCAGAGGUGGUUGUGGGGGAUGGUAAGGAUCGUGCGAAAGGACUGGCAGAAUAUUACCUCGCAUUGCCGCGGCUCAGUGAUGGGGUGGGAAUAUGA
Messenger RNA from Cladophialophora psammophila CBS 110553, 5124 nucleotides. RefSeq lists its product as uncharacterized. The transcript has 8 exons. NCBI's taxonomy places the organism in Eukaryota, Fungi, Ascomycota, Eurotiomycetes, Chaetothyriales, Herpotrichiellaceae. The record is from RefSeq and is a predicted model, not a curated record. The coding region runs from base 1 to 5124 and encodes 1707 amino acids.